AUGAGCACUGACCUGGAUCAGCGGUUGAAAGAGGCGCUUUCGGAUGUGGAGGCUCUGAAGGAUGCGAAUCAGAAGCUCGACCUCCUCUUGCAGUCUGUCAAGAGAGCAGACCCAAGCAAAGCAGAGGACGUCUACCGGCAAAUUCCCCAGAUGCUCCGGGUGGAGACUCCUGUGACGUCUGCAAUGGGCCCAGAGCCCCACGAGGAACGGAGCGAUCACAACUCUGCAUACACUGCUCGAGCUGUCGAUGACCGAUGGUCCCACGUGGAAGCAGAGGCGCAUGAAGCUGCAAGCGCCUUGGAGCGCAUGCUGCACCCGAAGUUUAGGCCACCGUCUGCAGAAACACGUGCGGACGAUGUGCGGCCUGUCGAAAACGCGGCGGCGCCUGCAGAGUUCGGCUGCCCAGAGGCUGGUCUCGAACCUCAGGUCGAGGCCGAGGUCGAGGCUCACCAUGAAAGAGAGGCCUCCGUGGAUGUGGAGUAUGAGUACCAGCACAGCUUCCUGGAUCCAAACGAGAGCCUUGAGCCAGAGAUCAAGGAAGUCAAGGAGACGGCCAAGGACGUCGGACCAGUUGAGGAGGCCCAGGAAAGCGACCAGGACCCAGAGUUGAGCGCCGAGCUCGAUGCGGUCUGGCAGUCCUUCUUUCCUGCUGUCUCGCCCUCGCCACCGCCCCCGAUUGCAUCUGCUGACUUGGACGAGAAGCCAGCCCCGGUUGAGGCGACACAAGAAGAUGCAGUGCCUUUGGCGCCCUCAGCGGCAGUUGAGCCAGAGAAGAGUCCAGAACCUGAAACCGCCGAAACCGAAGCGGAUCAGGAAGUGGCUGAAGCUCGGAAGGUGGCGCUGCAGGCUGCUGAGGCUGCAGAUUCGUUGAAAGCCGCCCGGGAAGACUGGCUAAGGAAGUUCGAUUUAAGCAUGGUAAAUCCACCACCGUCUUCACCGGCGGACAUCGCAGAUGCGGACCACCGCGAACUUACACGCCGCGAGCGAAUCACGCUCCUUGAGCGGGGGCUGGCUGGUGAGAAGUUUUCUGGCCCUGCAGACGAUGGGAACAGUGAGCUGCGCAUAGCAGAGGCUCGGCGCCACGAGCGAAAGGCAAAGAUGCAGCAGUUGUGGAAGCAGAAGGAGGAAGCGGCUCAAAGAAGCGGCCCGAGUCCCGAGCCAGUGACGGUCCCCGCGCAGCAGGCCGUGGAGGAGCUGGGGAGGCAUUCCUUCGAAGACCUGAGGUAUGCCAAGGCUUGCUACUCUCUGUCCCGCAACGCUCACCGGCUGAGUACGGGCAGCCUGGUGCGUGUGGUGGAGAUACUCGCUGCCGGCGAACGUGCGCCGCCAGAAACGAACCAACUGGCCUGUGCAGACGCUGUCAUCGGAGCCCUGGCGCCGCACAUGACGGCUUUGGGCCUGCCCGUGCUCAGGAACUGCUUGAAGGUAAUGACGACGGUGGACGUCAAAGAGCAGACAUAUCUGGACAUGCUCUUGGCGCAGCUGCUGGUUCUCUUCCGCCGAGAGAGCGGCAGCGUCCCUCCUGCUGCCCUCGCUGCUUUGGCAGGCUUUAUCGGCAGCUUGCACGAAGUGGGGGUCAGUGCGAGGCGAGGCGCAAGCAGCGCAAGUUGCGCAGCCAACCGCCGCUGCAUAGAUACGCUUAACGAGCUGAUUCUGCGGCAUGCUGCUGAAUUUGUGGAGGAGGAACUGGCCACCGUUGGCAGCCCCUACCUGCUGACGUUCAUGGACGAUGUGAUGCGCCGGACAAUCUUGAGAGGCGCUGCAGAAAUUGGUGCCGGCCUUCUCCCCGAGAGCCAAUCCUGGGUCACGGCGGCCCUGGUCCAGAUGGAAGAAGCAGUCCGGACAAGUUCCUUCGCCUUCAUCGCCAGCCUCCCCGACGAGACCAAAGACUAUUUGAUGAAGCUCAAGGCGACUGCAGCCUCAGCCGCUUCAGACCCUACGGAAGUCGUGAGCCAGGCUUUAGGUCGACAUCUGCAGGCUCAAGAGGAGCCAGCAGCUGCCUGA
Molecule: messenger RNA, 2004 nt
Organism: Symbiodinium necroappetens
Lineage: Eukaryota; Dinophyceae; Suessiales; Symbiodiniaceae
Source: the annotation of a GenBank genome assembly